AUGACUGCACCUUACGUCACACCUGGUGCUGUUGCGGGCUUUGACUUCGCUGGUGUUGUAGAAAUGGUUGGGCCUGACGCGACAAAAUGCGACAUACGCGUCGGAGACCGCGUCUGCACAGCAAUCAUGGGAAUGAACCCUCUAGACCCCACAGUCGCCAUUCAGCUCGUCAAACUGGCAGGGUUUGCACCAAUAACAACAUGUUCGCCCCGCAACUUCGAGCUGGUCAAAUCAUACGGCGCUAGUGCCAUAUUCGACUACAACGACCCAGACUGUAUCUCAGAUAUCAAGAAGCACACCAAGAACAAUAUUCGGUAUGCUUUGAAUUGUAUCUUUACUACCCAGAACAUGCAGUUCUGUUACCAGGCUAUUGGUCGUCCUGGUGGCAAGUACACUGCUCUAGAGCCUUACUCGGAAGCUAUAGCUGGCACCCGGAAGAUAGUCUAG
Fusarium coffeatum is the source of this 447-nucleotide messenger RNA. RefSeq lists its product as uncharacterized. The transcript is spliced from 2 exons. Bases 1 to 447 code for a protein of 148 amino acids. The record is from RefSeq and is a predicted model, not a curated record. Lineage: Eukaryota; Fungi; Ascomycota; Sordariomycetes; Hypocreales; Nectriaceae. Gene Ontology annotation, molecular function: oxidoreductase activity, acting on NAD(P)H.